Coturnix japonica (Japanese quail) is the source of this 9473-nucleotide messenger RNA. RefSeq names its product dedicator of cytokinesis 5 (gene DOCK5). NCBI's taxonomy places the organism in Eukaryota, Metazoa, Chordata, Aves, Galliformes, Phasianidae. Gene Ontology annotation, cellular component: cytoplasm; plasma membrane. The record is from RefSeq and is a predicted model, not a curated record. Gene Ontology annotation, biological process: myoblast fusion; small GTPase-mediated signal transduction; cell migration. Gene Ontology annotation, molecular function: guanyl-nucleotide exchange factor activity; GTPase activator activity; small GTPase binding.
CCCCUCCCUCUGUGCUGGGCUCAGCGGGGAGGCAGUAAAGUUGAGAGCUGCUAUCGGGAAGUUCCGUAGCAUGGCGGAGCUCAGACAACACGGAGGGACGGAGGGUGAACGGCUGCUUUGAGCCGAGCUGCGGGUAUGGCCCGCUGGAUCCCCACCAAGAGGGAGAAAUACGGGGUCGCAAUCUACAAUUACGAUGCUGCCCAAGAUGUGGAGCUCUCCCUGCAGGUCGGUGACACCGUUCACAUUUUGGAGAUGUAUGAAGGCUGGUACCGAGGAUACACACUCCGCAAUAAAUCAAAGAAGGGUAUUUUCCCAGAAACAUACAUCCACUUAAAAGAGGCAACUGUGAAGGACCGGGGACAACAUGAAACAGUGAUUCCGGGUGAAUUGCCACUUGGGCAAGAACUUACAUCCACCCUGAGGGAAUGGGCAGUUAUCUGGCACAAAUUAUAUGUGGAUAACAAAACAACACAGUUUCGUCAUGUCCAGCAAUUGACUUACAGCCUGAUAGAGUGGAGAUCACAGAUACUAUCUGGGACUCUUCCCAAAGAUGAACUGGCUGAACUCAAGAAGAAAGUCACUGCGAAAAUUGACUAUGGCAACAGGAUCCUGGGUUUGGACCUGGUUGUACGAGAUGACAAUGGGAACAUCUUGGACCCAGAUGAAACCAGCACAAUCUCCCUUUUCAAAGCCCAUGAAACUGCAUCCAAAAGGAUUGAUGAAAGAAUCCAGGAAGAAAAGUCUCUGCAACAGAAUUUGGAACUCCGAGGGCAGCCAAUAUUUAACACAACACACACAUACAGCCUCUAUGUAAACUUCAAGAAUUUCGUCUGUAACAUUGGAGAAGAUGCAGAGCUGCUAAUGAGCCUCUAUGACCCUGAUCUCUCCAAAUUCAUCAGUGAAAAUUACCUUGUUCGUUGGGGCAGUAAUGGGAUGCCCAAGGAAAUUGAGAAGCUAAAUAACCUUCAAGCAGUCUUUACUGAUUUAAGCAGUUCGGAUUUGAUCAGGCCAAAAAUCAGCUUGGUGUGUCAGAUUGUGAGAGUGGGGCAUAUGGAGCUGAAAGAUGGGAAGAAACACACGUGUGGGCUCCGGAGACCUUUUGGUGUGGCAGUGAUGGACAUAACAGAUAUCAUACAUGGGAAGGUGGAUGAUGAGGAAAAGCAACAUUUUAUUCCAUUUCAGCAGAUUGCCAUGGAAACAUACAUCAGACAGCGACAGCUAAUUAUGUCCCCGCUGAUAACUUCCCAUGUGAUUGGAGAAAAUGAGCCCCUCACUUCUGUCUUCAACAAAGUCAUCGCUGCAAAGGAAGUGAAUCAUAAAGGCCAAGGUCUUUGGGUCUCCCUGAAGCUGCUCCCUGGUGACCUAGCGCAGGUUCAGAAGGAUUUUUCCCACCUUGUAGACAGAUCGACUGCUGUGGCUCGCAAAAUGGGAUUCCCUGAGAUAAUUCUUCCUGGUGAUGUUCGAAAUGAUAUCUACGUCACCCUGAUACAAGGGGAGUUUGACAAAGGGAAGAAGAAGACUCCUAAGAAUGUAGAAGUCACCAUGUCUGUACACGAUGAAGAUGGCAAUCUCCAAGAGAAAGCUAUCCAUCCUGGUGCUGGUUAUGAAGGUGUCUCUGAGUAUAAGUCUGUUGUUUAUUAUCAAGUCAAGCAACCAUACUGGUAUGAAACUGUAAAGGUGUCCAUUGCAAUAGAGGAAGUCAGUCGUUGCCAUUUAAGGUUCACCUUUCGUCAUCGGUCAUCACAGGAAUCUAGGGAUAAGUCUGAGAGGGCUUUUGGCAUGGCCUUUGUGAAACUGAUGAAUGCAGAUGGAACAACACUACAGGAUGGCAAACACAACUUGAUUAUUUACAAGGGUGAUAACAAGAAAAUGGAAGAUGCAAAAAGCUAUUUAACUCUUCCUUAUACAAAAGUGGAAAUGGAGGAGAAGGAGACCUCCUCAGGGAAAAGCCUGCACCAUCUAGCCAACUUUACACCCAACAAAGACAGUACGAAAGACAGCUUCCAGAUUGCCACUUUAAUCUGCUCUACCAAACUCACCCAGAAUGUUGACCUGCUGGGUUUGUUGAACUGGCGUUCCAACUCUCAGAACAUUGCCCACAACUUGAGGAAGUUAAUGGAGGUGGAAGGAGGAGAAAUUGUGAAGUUUUUGCAAGACACUCUCGAUGCACUUUUCAACAUAAUGAUGGAAAUGUCAGAAAAUGAAACCUAUGACUUCCUUGUGUUUGAUGCACUGGUAUUUAUUAUUUCUUUGAUCGGAGACAUCAAGUUCCAGCACUUCAACCCUGUACUUGAAACUUACAUUUACAAACACUUCAGUGCAACUCUGGCAUACGUGAAACUCACUAAAGUGCUGAACUGUUACGUGGGAAAUGCUGAUGACUCCAGCAAGACAGAAUUGCUGUUUGCUGCUCUGAAAGCUUUGAAAUACCUCUUCAGAUUCAUCGUUCAGUCAAGAAUAUUGUACCUGAGGUUUUAUGGGAAAAGUGAAGAUGGUGAUGAAUUUAAUGAUGCAAUACGCAAGCUGUUCUUCUCCUUCAAUGUCCUCAUGGACCGUCCUUUAGAAGAGGCCGUCAAGAUUAAGGGUGCAGCUUUAAAGUAUUUGCCGAGCAUCAUAAACGAUGUCAAACUAGUCUUUGACCCUGUUCAACUCAGUAACCUCUUCGGCAACUUCAUCCAAAGUAUUCCUGACAACCAAUUGGUUCGACAGAAGCUGAAUUGCAUGACCAAGAUUGUUGAGAGCGAUCUGUUUAAGCAGCCUGAAUGCAGAGAUGCUAUUCUCCCUCUGCUGAUUGACCAGCUGAGCGGCCAAUUGGAUGACAACUCAAACAAACCUGACCAUGAGGCCAGCUCACAGCUACUGAGCAGCAUACUGGAAGUGCUGGAUAGGAAAGAUGUGGGGCCCACGGCCAACCACAUCCAGCAGAUCAUGGAACGCCUGCUGAGGAGAAUAAACCGCACGGUGAUAGGAAUGAGCAGACAGUCUCCACACAUUGGUAUUUUUGUGGCCUGCAUGACAGCCAUCCUGAGGCAGAUGAAUGACUACCAUUACAACCAUUACAUAAAUACUUUCAAAACCAGGCAGGACAUUAUUGACUUCCUGAUGGAAACAUUCAUCAUGUUCAAGGAUCUCAUUGGAAAGAAUGUCUACCCUUCUGACUGGAUGGUCAUGAAUAUGAUGCAGAGCAGGGUUUUCCUCCGGGCAGUGAAUCAAUUUACCUCCGUGCUCAACCGCUUCUUCCUGGAUCAAACAAGUUUUGAACUCCAGCUCUGGAAUAACUAUUUCCAUUUGGCAGUGGCCUUUCUCACUCACGAAUCCCUCCAGCUGGAGACCUUCUCACAAGCCAAGCGCAGCAAAAUUAUCAAGAAGUAUGGGGACAUGAGGAAGGAAAUUGGCUUCAAAAUAAGGGAUAUGUGGUAUAAUCUGGGUCCCCACAAAAUAAAGUUUAUUCCAGCAAUGGUAGGGCCAAUCCUGGAGGUAACUUUGGUCCCAGAGCCUGAGCUACGGAAAGCUACUAUUCCCAUCUUCUUUGAUAUGAUGCAGUGCGAGUACAACUUCAGUGGGAACAGAAACUUUCAUAUGUUUGAAAACGAGUUAAUAACCAGACUGGACCAGGAAGUUGAGGGCGGCCGAGGGGAUGAACAGUACAAGAUUUUGCUGGAGAAACUCCUGUUGGAGCACUGUCGGAAGCAUAAAUAUCUGUCUGCUUCUGGGGAGAAGUUUGCUUGGCUGGUUAGCAGCUUGCUGGAGAACCUGCUGGACUACAGAACAAUCAUGCACGAUGAAAGCAAGGAGAACCGCAUGAGCUGCACUGUCAAUGUGCUGAAUUUUUACAAAGAGAAGAAACGAGAGGACAUUUAUAUCAGAUACCUGUAUAAACUCCGGGACCUGCACACAGACUGUGAGAACUUCACCGAGGCUGCAUAUACUCUCCUUCUCCAUGCAGAGCUGCUCCAGUGGUCUGAGAAGCCAUGCGUCCCUCAUCUGCUGCAGAGGGACAGCUACUAUGUCUACUCACAACAGGAGCUCAAGGAGAAGCUCUACCAAGAAAUUAUCUCCUUCUUCGACAGGGGCAAAAUGUGGGAAAAAGCCAUUCAGCUAAGCAAAGAGUUGGCUGACAUGUAUGAAAACAAGGUUUUCGAUUACGAGGGACUCAGUAACGUCUUGAAAAAACGAGCGACUUUUUAUGAAAACAUUAUGAAAGCAAUGAGACCUCAACCAGAGUACUUUGCAGUUGGAUACUACGGUCAGGGUUUCCCUUCUUUCCUCCGGAACAAGAUUUUUAUCUACCGUGGCAAGGAGUAUGAACGAAGGGAAGACUUCAACCUGAAGCUCCUCACCCAGUUUCCUAGUGCUGAGAAGAUGACCAGCACUGCCCCUCCAGGAGAGGAGAUCAAAUCUUCUCCUAAACAGUAUGUUCAGUGCUUUAUAGUGAAGCCUGUGAUGAACCUGCCACCUAAUUACAAAGACAAACCUGUUCCUGAGCAGAUCUUAAACUACUACAGAGCAAAUGAGGUACAACAGUUCACACACUCACGACCAUUCAGAAAAGGGGAAAAGGAUCCAGAAAAUGAAUUUGCUACUAUGUGGAUAGAAAGGACAACCUACACGACAGCGUAUUCAUUUCCAGGCAUCCUCAAGUGGUUUGAAGUCAGACAGAUUUCAACGGAAGAGAUCAGCCCAUUGGAGAACGCCAUAGAAACGAUGGAGCUCACCAAUGAGAAAAUAAGCAACAUUGUCCAACAGCAUGUCUGGGACCGGAGCCUUCCUGUGCAUCCCCUCUCCAUGCUCCUCAAUGGGAUUGUGGACCCGGCGGUCAUGGGGGGAUACACCAACUAUGAAAAGGCCUUUUUCACAGAGAAAUAUCUUCAAGAGCAUCCUGAAGAUCAAGAUAAAAUUGAACUGCUCAAGCAACUGAUUGCUCUACAGAUGCCAUUGUUAGCAGAGGGAAUAAGAAUCCAUGGUGAGAAGCUGACGGAGCAGCUGAAGCCUCUGCAUGACAGACUGACAGCCUGCUUCCGAGAGCUGAAGAAGAAGGUGGAGAAGCAAUACGGUGUAAUAACUUUGCCUCCCUCUCUGACUGAAAGGAAACCAAGCAGGUCAGGCUCUGUCGUGUUGCCCUACAUCAUGUCUUCCACGCUGAGACGGCUCUCAGUCACAUCUGUGGCCUCUUCUGUGGUCUCUACGUCUUCCACAUCAUCUGAUAGCACUUCCUCUAGGCCAGGUUCAGAUGGGUCUAUUCUGGAGCCUCUCUUGGAGAGAAGAAUAUCAACAGCUUCCAGAGCUGAGGAAUUGCCCAUGAAAGAAGAUGGUGAUAACAGGAUUUGCAAACUGAAGCGGAAGGAGUGGAGUAUCAGCAAGUCUCAGGUUAUUGUGGAGAAGGAGCCAGAAAUGGAGCUGACUUCCAAUAUGCAGAGCACGUCAGGAAAAGCUCAAAGGCCAAAGAGUCUUCAGUUAGGAGACAACAGGCUGACUUUGCUUCAGAGUUCUUCUCUCCAGCAGUCAACACCUCUGAGCCCACCACCCAUAACUCCCAAAACACCAAGGACCCACAGUUUUCCCUCAUUGCAGUCGGAUGGAUUGCCAGCUGCUAGCCUGCAGAGCACACCACCCCCACCUCCACCCAAGAGCAAACCCUAUGAGAAUAGCAACCCGAGGAACUCUGCGGAGGUUGCUCCACCACUACCAAGCAGACGUGAAUCCAAACCUCCCCCUCCACCACCAAAAACCAGAAAAUCCAGUGUCCUCUCUUCAGAGCAAGGAUUGCAGUGAGGAUUAUUACUUGCUUAUCUAACAGCAAGUACCUAGAGAGAGAUGGCUGCUUUCUCUUCACUGACUUGCUUGGGGUUUUCUACCCUAAAGACUAUAGUGAUCUCAGUUGCCAUUCCAUUCACUUCCAUUGAAGUUGUCCCUGGGAAACAGCAAAAGGAACUCUUAUGUAACUAUAUUCCCAACCUCUGGUUUAUCUUUCCAAUAAUGAGACACUAAUCACAGAAGGAAAGAAGUCAGCCUACUGGAAUUCUUACCUUACUCUUAUCUAUCCUGAAUUUUUUUCACUGAUGCAAUUUCAGCAGCUCGUUCCUAGUGUCAAACUAUCACAGUAGUGAUCUGAAACCACUGCUUAACCGAGGUAUGAGAUGGGUUCUGCAGUAUUUUUCACAUGGGUCCAUUACAGCUUUAUGCUAAAGCACAAAUCCCUCCUUCUGUCACUGUAGUCAAGCCCUGAUUUGCAUGAAGUGAGACGGAUCACAGCCAUGCAAUGUCAGGUGUCGGUGUGUGAUGUUUGGUCUCCUAAGAUUCGUGAUUGCAGGCAGAGACCUGAGCAUUGUUAGCAGGAUAAGAGGCCUCUUUUCUGCUACUCAUCAUAUAUAUUUAAGAUGAAGCGCAGACAUUCUGCCUUGCAUCGUCUCUGCUCAAGUAGUGGCAGUUGCUCACUCCCAAUGGAGAGUUUAGGUUUGCCAGUACUUAAUCAUAGUUUCACUGUUGAUUCUGGUUUUAACACUACGGAGCAGUUGAUAUCCCUUCCUUUGUUGUGUUGCUACUUUGUGCUUUUCGAAUAGGCUGUUAAAGUGACUUUUCUGCUGUGAAUGUCUCAGAAUGGCUAGAGGUUGUGUUGAUACCAGCACUGUAUUGAUACCAGCAACUUGGGGAGGAUGGAUUGUGUACUGUAACACUUACAUUGGCUGGCCAGAUCAUCACAAAUAGAAAUAAACAUCAUCCUCCUUCCCUCCCCUCCCCAUUUAGGGCAGUACUUGCACUUUGUUUUGUAGCCUCCCUUGGUCUAAGUUGUUCACAGACUUUAAGGAACCACUUGGAUCUGGGAUGUGUGGAAGAUGUGACAAUCAACCACCACACUUCCUUUUGUUUGGAUUAUUCCAGCUCUGCAGCUUUUCUUCCCUUGGAGAAUGAGAUAAUUAUAUUAUUUAUAAGUAUGUUAUUAAUCUGCUUAAUUAUUCUCUUUUAGUUAUUUAUUUCCUGCUCUCUCAGGAUGUUAACAUCAGUCUUUUAUUUAUUCUGAAGAAGAAAAAUGUCCUGAUCUUGGGUUUUAACCUUAUAAAAUCCCUGCCUUUCCUCACAGCUCUCUAGCGACCAAAGAUAGAGCACAAAUAUCAUUACUCCAUAUGGACCAGAUGGACCUUGUGCAGUGUUGAAGAUAGAAGGAAAUUCAAUUGUAGUGUGUAUUUCGGGUCUGUUCUACCACAGAAUGAUCUAGAUCACUCCAGCAGUAGCUUCAGCAGCUCUUUCUUGCUGCUCAGAGCAGGACCUUCCUAAACUCCCUGUUUCAGAACUCAUUCCUUGUUAGGAACUUUGCUGUUAGGUUUUCAAGCAGCAUAAUUACAACUUUCUUAUAUAUCCCCCCAGAGCUGUCACUGCCUCCCAGUGCCACAUUUAUUUCUUCCAGCAAACAAUAUUGCUUGCUACCUGUCACUGUCAUUAAGCUCCAGAUUAUUGGGUACGAUAUAUGGAGAUGCAUUUAAAACCCUACUGGGAAAGUUGCUCUCAAGACAGACCACUGCUACAAUCUUCUGCUCACCUGAUUUAAAUGUAUUUCAUUGCCUUACUGAAAAACUAAAGUUGUUUGAGAUAGGCUUUAAUGAGGUUUAAACUCUUUUUCACAUAAAAAAGAAACCCUAUUCUGGCUGCAAGGACCAAAGUUGCCCUUUCUCUUGUUCUUAUGUGUUCCUUUGCCUUCUGUGUGACUCCAGUUAAGGAAACCUGCAUUUAUUUUGCUGUGUUAAUGGCUCUGCAAGCAGAUUGCACUCAUUAAAGGGUCAGAUCAGAUUCCCAUCACAGAGCAGGAUGGAAGCACUGGGGAAGUUGCACUGCAGUCACAGUUGUGUUCACUAUAGCUCACAUGAAAUUGUCUUCUGGGCUGUUUCUUUCUCAGGGGAAAUCUUUGAAACCUUUCUGGACAACCUGAGCAUGUUUCAAUGCUCCUGCAGUGCAUUGUAGUUCUUGUCAGCUCUGCAUUACUUUCCUGACUACAGAUGCUGCCCGACUGGAACACCACAGGCUUUUCUCAUCCUUUAUUUGUGUCCAUUCUCCCUCACCUUAUAAGCACCCUCUUCUUUCUGCUGCUGUUGCACACAAACUAAAGGAUCCACUGAAACUCUUUGCUUGAACAAGAACUUUUUGUCUUCAGCCAGAGAUUCGUUAAGGCAGAGCUGUAGGGUGAGAUGUAUAGAAACCUACACCUUAACACCACCUUUUGUAAUUCAGUGCCUUGUCUUUGCAUCUGCCUAUUCCCUCAUUCUGAGGUGCUUUUUUCUUUCCAGAGCAUGUUUGCUUUUGAUAAGGCAGCAGGAAGCUUCCUGCUUCUCAUGGGUUGACAGCACUUCAUUUUCAAGGUGAGAAUCAGCUUUCCACAUCAUUCAGUGCCAUUGGAAGCAUAGGACUGGAAAUGGGAGUCCCAGACUGCUCCAUAAUGGUGAUCUCCACGUAGCAGAAGUGAAAGCAAACUGGCAUUGAUACAGAUCUCAGUAGCUUUGAAUAAAACAAAGUUUGAUAUGCAGUCUGCAGAGGAGACCAGAUCUGGAUCCCAUCUCAAAUCCAUGCUGUUCACAUCUAGUGGUAAGUUUCAAGUCAUAAGAGAGGAUCUCUUUUUUUCCCUUUGGAGAAAUAAGCUCAACGUUUGUUUUCUGGAGCUUUUAAUUAAAACUCAUCACGCUGUGAUGAAUUCCUUGAAAAAAAUGUUAACAGGCUCUUAAUCCGCAUCAGGGAAGAGAGAAACAGACAGCUUUCCAUUUCAGUGGAUUAUUGGAUUAGGAAAGGACACUGAUUCCACUGAGAGCAGCUCUGUGAUCCGCAGCAGCAGAAAUGCCAUCGUUUGCAUGUAGCAGUUGUUGAGAACCUGUAUCCAAUCCCCACCACGCUGUGCAGCCCACGAGCAGCAGGUUGGACUUGUAGUGCUAAUGGCUCUGGCAUUGCAGAGUGUAUUUAACUGGUUUUAACAUGAAGAUGGAUAUCCUAGUUGGAACAGAGCGAGGUUCCUGGCAUGGUACGACCCCAGCAUCCAUGGUGUGAAUGGAUGUAGUUGUUCCCUGUUAGUGUUAUAAAGCUUUAAAUGGCGUGAUGAACCACAGGACGUGCUUGUCUUGAGUUCAGAACAUGGGUGUUGUGUAACACGUCCUUGUUAACAUUUUGAGAUCCUGGGUGUGAUGGUUUAGUUAGGAAAUAGCCACAUCUACAGACUGCAAAACCUCUUUUCCUCUUUUCAUCCCCUGCAGUUGAAGCAGCAGAAAAGACACCUUUUAAACUGGCUCUGAAGGAGGGGUAGGAGCUGGGCAUGGGGGGAGGAGGCUGCAUCUCUCUGGGUGAGUAGCAUAGGAUUCACUAAGUCUGUAAAGCAAGGUGUAUACUUUUUUGGUUUUUUUAAUGUAUUAACUAUUGUAAAUUUGUAAAUACCUUUUUUAAUAUAAAUGUAGUUUUUAUGCGUGAACCAGUAAAAAAAAUAAUGAAGCAUAUGGAAGAUC